Vicia faba (fava bean) is the source of this 612-nucleotide messenger RNA. Lineage: Eukaryota; Viridiplantae; Streptophyta; Magnoliopsida; Fabales; Fabaceae. The record is from the annotation of a GenBank genome assembly.
AUGGCAAUUCAUUCGCUUUUCUGUUAUAACAAACCAACGCGUUUCGCACCAGGUUUAUUUGAAUGGGGAGAGGAAAGAUCCACUGAGAAACUCUACGAGUUUGCGAGUUCCAGCAUGAGAACAGUAAUUGAUCGAUACAACAAAUCAAAAGAAGAACAUAAUCAACUUGGGAGUCCAGCCUCUGAAAUUAAGUUCUGGCAAAGGGAGGCAGCAGUGUUAAGGCAGCAAUUGCAUAAUUUGCAAGAAAGUCACCGGCAAAUAAUGGGCGAAGAAUUAUCAGGUUUGACAGUCAAAGAACUACAGAGUUUGGAGAACCAAUUGGAAAUCAGUCUUCGUGGUGUUCGUGUGAAAAAGGAGCAACUUUUUAUGGAUGAAAUACAAGAACUAAAUCGACAGGGAGACAUCAUACACCAAGAAAAUGUAGAGCUGUAUCAGAAGGUCUAUGGAACAAAAGAUAAGAAUGGAACAAACAGAAAUUCUGUUCUCACGGUUAGUCUAGGCAUAGGAGACGAUUCACACGUGCCUGUGAAUCUCCAGCUCAGCCAGCCGCAGCAACUACACUACCAAGCAGCUUCAGGAACUACAAAACUGGGCAGACUACAAUUGCAUUGA